Molecule: messenger RNA, 2906 nt
Organism: Dermochelys coriacea (leatherback sea turtle)
Lineage: Eukaryota; Metazoa; Chordata; Testudines; Dermochelyidae
Gene: ANTXRL
Product: ANTXR like
Exons: 18
Coding region: 251-2011 (586 amino acids)
Cellular component (GO): membrane
Molecular function (GO): signaling receptor activity
Source: RefSeq, a predicted model, not a curated record
CCUGUCUCCCCCUCCCUACGAAUCUGUUCGCUCCCUAUGGGAGGAGGCACGCAGGAAAUCGGGGCUGAGUUGCUACUCUAGCAACCAAGCCCAGCCUGUUAGCGCGGGGCAGGGGGAUGGGGCUUUAGGUACCGUCUGUCCGGACUCGGAUCCAAACCCCGCUUCCACGCAAACAUCUCCCCCACCCCCAGCAGCAGCUCUGCCCUUGCAUGGACCAGUGGGGUGGGGGAGCCGAGAUCUGGUUCUGCGCAUGUUUGAGAGGAGAUCGGAAACUUUUCCUUCGCUUCUGGACAGAGGCCGAGGGCUGCGGGGCGGGGGAGAGGGGCAGAGACUGAGGCAGAAAAUGGCGAGUCGUGGGAGUUGCGUGGAGAAAGCGGCUUUCCUCUGCGCCUUCCUGCUGGCCACUUGCAGCCUGGCGUCCUGCGCCCAAGCAGAGCCGGAGGAGACAGGGCGAGACGACCAGCGCGCCUGUCACGGGGCCUUCGAUCUCUACUUCGUCCUGGAUAAGUCUGGAAGUGUCAGAAACCACUGGACAGAGAUCUACUCUUUUGUUGAGAGCCUGGCUGAGAAGUUUAUAAGUCCAAUGCUGCGCAUGUCCUUCAUUGUCUUUUCCUCACGAGGCACUACGAUCAUGAAGCUUACAGAAGACAGGGAAGCCAUAAGACGGGGGCUUGAGAUUCUUCAGUCUGAAGUGCCUGGAGGAGAUACAUUCAUGCAUGAAGGAUUUAAAAGGGCAAAUGAACAGAUUUACCAUGAAAACUAUGGAGGACUCCGGACAGCUAGUGUGAUUAUUGCUCUGACAGAUGGGGAGUUGCAAGAGGUUCAGUUUUAUUAUGCUGAGAAAGAAGCCGACAGAGCCAGAAGCCUCGGAGCUAUCGUUUAUUGUGUUGGAGUGAAAGACUUUAAUGAAACUCAGCUGUCGACAAUUGCUGACAGCAUUGAUCACGUUUUCCCAGUAACUGGCGGCUUUUAUGCCCUAAGAGGCACAAUUGAUUCGAUUCUGAAGAAAUCCUGUAUUGAGAUCCUGGCAGCUGAACCAUCCAGUGUCUGUGCAGGAGAAUCCUUUCAAGUUGUGGUCAGAGGCAACGGCUUUUAUCACGCAAGAAACAUCGAUCAAGUUCUCUGCAGCUUCAAGAUCAAUGACACCAUAACAAUCAAUGAAAAACCGACUAUUGUUCAAGACACCUAUUUGCUUUGCCCUGCACCAGUAAUAGAAGACAUUGGACAGGUGGUUUUCCUCCAAGUCAGCAUGAACAGCGGGCUAACAUUCAUCUCCAGCUCUGUCAGCAUCACCAGCACACAGUGUCUCAGUGGGACAAUCCUUUUCAUCGCACUCUUAAUUCUGUUCCUGUUGCUGGCCUUGGCGCUGCUUUGGUGGUUUUGGCCUUUGUGCUGCACGGUGGUCAUCAAGGAGCCUCCACCACCACCGCCCCCAGAGCCUGAAUCGGAUGAUGAAGAUGGAUUGCCAAAGAAAAAGUGGCCAACCGUGGAUGCAUCUUAUUAUGGAGGCAGAGGUGUUGGUGGAAUUAAGAGGAUGGAGGUGAGGUGGGGAGACAAAGGAUCGACGGAGGAAGGGGCCAAAUUAGAGAAGCCCAAAAAUGCCGUCAUCAAAUUGCCAGAGCAAGAGUAUGAGCCGUGGGAGCCCAAGCCGAAGAAACACAAUGUGAGGAAGCCACCUUCCCAGAGGAAAUGGUACACUCCAAUCAAGGGCAAACUUGAUGCGUUGUGGGCUCUGGUUCGUCGAGGCUACGAUCAAGUCUCUCUUAUGAGACCACAGCCAGGGGAUAAGGGCCGAUGCAUAAACUUCACGCGGGUGAAAUCAGAUGGAAGCACCACCCCAUACCGCCCGCCGCCGAAGCACGACGCCACCCCCCUCAACAAUGCUCCGAGAAGUGCCUCGCCUUCGGCCUCUCUGCAGCCUCCUUUCAGGCAGCCUCCUCCUGGACCACCCCCAUCCCGAGUGCCCCCGGGACCACCUCCGGCGCGCCCGCCCCCACAACCCCAGGCUUAGAGUGCGGCAAAAACCAAGAUUGCUCUCUGCUGAGCAUGGCAUAUUUAUUGAGGCUUGGUUUACAGUCGAAAGAUAGCGAAAUUUGUUGCUGGUCAGCAAAAAAAAAAUUGCCAAGUGUCAGUUUUACUGUAUAAAUAUAUUUAUGCCACACGUGCUGAGUAAACAUUCAGUGGAUAAUUCUGGAGCUACUGGAUGUAGAACAAAACCAAAACAAUCAUCUAGACACAGUAGCAGUGUUUAUAUAGAUACACAGACACACACAUUCUUCGGAUUUAUCCGCACAUGACGUUUGUAUGACAUUAUAUGUCCUAUCAUACAGGAAAACCCGAGCCAGAUACACAUGCAUCAGUCAGUAGAAAAGUGCCACCUGCAAAUGAGUUGGGUAAAUUGAAAGUCGCUCUUCUCCCGAUAAACACAACACAAACAGGGAGCAGUGAUUAAGAGGGAGCAUUCACCUUGGUUUGUUCUGCAAGGGGAAUUUCCUGGGUAAUGAUAAUAGAGCGGAGGUGAGGCUAUGCACCAUGCAGUUCCAGUGAUUUAGGGUGUGGAAUCUGCCCUGUGGUUUCUCCCCCACCCCCACCCCGAGAAGAUCAGUAUUGAAACCAAAAUCUUUGAUUUAACUAGAUUUGGCCUUUGUUCUUAAUUUCCUCAGACACAGGCCAUAAAAGCUAAUUUGGGGUCUGAAAACCUCAGACUGAGGCAGAUCUUUCCAAAGUUCAGGGGAAUGUGGAAAAAAGUUUCUAGGUUUUUUUGCAUUUUUAAAUUUUCAUUUACAUAAAAGGGCCUCCCACAUGGCACAGACGUAUAUGUCCCUUAUAUGUGACUGCUACUGUAUAUAAGUAGCAUGUUUGAUACACCAGACGUACGUGGGAACACAUAGGGACUGAUCCCAUGU